AUGCCGGUUCCCCACCCCUUUGAUCCUUUGAGUCCAAAGGAGAUCGCAAAGGCUGCGGAUAUUGUACGCCAUGCAUUUCCCGGGAAAACCCCCAAUUUUCGAGUGAUAACCCUGAAGGAACCUCCAAAGGCAGAUAUGGUGCCCUUUUUGGAGCAGGUUCAUAAAGGAAAUGGUGCACCGAAAAGGCCUGCGAGAGUUGCUCGUGUCCAAGUAGUCCUUCCUGGAGGUUCUUCUGCAAAUCAGUUUAUUGAGCUCCUAGAACACCUGAUCGGAAGGCAUCCGUAUAUUGACUCUGAUUACAUGAAAGCCGCCGAGAAGGCGUGCAUAUUAGAUCCGAAUGUCCAAGAAGAGAUUGCCCGCUUGCAACUGCCGGAUGGUGCUACCGUUGUUGUGGAGUCGUGGGCAUAUGCCACAGAUGGCACCAAGGACACCUCACAACGGACUACCAUGUGUUGGUUUUACAUGCGCUUGGUGGAUGACGCCGAUGCCAAUUACUAUGCCUAUCCUCUAGAUCUGUGCGCGGAAGUAUCGGAAGACUUGAAAGUCACCAAGACGUAUCAACUUCCUUCUGGUCCAGACGAUCGCAUUCACGACAAGCCGGAGCCAUUCGAUCGCCGCAAAAUCCACGGCGCAGAGAUCGAGUAUAGCCCUGGAUUGAGAGCUUCACCGCGAACAACCACAAAGCCAUACCAAGUGGUACAGCCGGAAGGCCCCUCAUUCAAGACACAAGGAAACUAUUUAGAUUGGGAAAAAUGGUCCAUGCACAUCGGGUUCAACUACCGAGAAGGCCUCACCCUUCACGACAUUCGCUACGAUGGUCGAAGCCUCUUCUACCGCUUGUCCCUUGCAGAGAUGUUUGUGCCUUAUGGCGACCCGCGAGCCCCUUACCCUCGCAAGGGGGCAUUUGAUCUUGGCAAUGACGGGGCGGGGAUUAAUGCUAACAACCUCCGUCUGGGCUGUGACUGCUUGGGUCACAUCAAGUAUUUUGAUGGCUGGCACACGACUACUGCAGGGGACCCACUAAAGCUUCCGAACGUAGUCUGCUGUCAUGAGGAAGAUGACGGCAUUUUGUGGAAACACACAAACUACCGGACGAGGAAUGCGGUGGUGACGCGCUCGCGGAUCCUCGUCCUGCAAACCAUCAUCACCGUUAGCAAUUACGAAUAUAUCUUCGCUUUCCACUUUGGUCAGGAUGCGUCGAUUCAUUACGAAGUACGCGCUACUGGAAUUCUUUCAACCGCACCGAUUGAUAUUGGCGACAAAGUACCGUGGGGUACCAUUGUCGCGCCCGGCGUUCUAGCCCCCUAUCAUCAGCAUCUAUUCUGCCUGCGUAUGGAUCCCGCAAUCGAUGGUCACAGCAAUUCUCUGCAGGUCGAAGAAUCCCAUGCUAUACCUGUCGACGUGCACGGCUUUGACCAUACCGGUAAAUCUCAAGAACAAAUCGACUCGCAUAGAAACCCCUUCGGCGUCGGAUACGUCACGCGCUCUUCCAUCGUGGAGGAAGAAAGCGGCUUGGACCUUGAUAUAAAUAAGAAUCGCACCUUCAAAAUCAUCAACGAGAAUGUCAUUAACCCGGUAACUGGAACCCCGGUAGGCUUCAAAUUACUUCCCGCCUAUAGUCAAAUGCUGCUCGCACACCCGGAUUCGUACCAUGCCAGGCGCUCAGAGUUUGGACAGCACGCCGUCUGGGUUACGCGGUACACCGAAGAAGAACACUUCCCUUCUGGCCGUCACACUAUGCAGUCACUAGGUGGCGACGGGAUUGCUUCGGCGAUCGCCAAGCGAGCUGGAACCGAGCAUUCCUCGGUGCGCAAUAAGGAUAUUGUCAUCUGGCAUACUUUCGGGUCGACUCACAACCCCAGAAUCGAAGACUGGCCCGUCAUGCCCUCGGACAAGAUGGUAGUUGGUCUUAAACCUGUCAAUUUCUUUACUGGUAAUCCUGGUCUUGACGUCGCAAUCUCAACGCAGGAGAGGAACAGGAGUGUCUUGGUUGAGGGAGGGGAUGAUGUUGACCCCAGGUCGGGUUGUUGCCAUCUGUAA
This is a messenger RNA of Aspergillus eucalypticola CBS 122712, 2040 nucleotides long. Its product is annotated as amine oxidase. The coding region runs from base 1 to 2040 and encodes 679 amino acids. Gene Ontology annotation, biological process: amine metabolic process. The record is from RefSeq and is a predicted model, not a curated record. NCBI's taxonomy places the organism in Eukaryota, Fungi, Ascomycota, Eurotiomycetes, Eurotiales, Aspergillaceae. Gene Ontology annotation, molecular function: primary methylamine oxidase activity; quinone binding; copper ion binding. The transcript has 4 exons.